Messenger RNA from Stegodyphus dumicola, 969 nucleotides. RefSeq lists its product as uncharacterized. NCBI's taxonomy places the organism in Eukaryota, Metazoa, Arthropoda, Arachnida, Araneae, Eresidae. The record is from RefSeq and is a predicted model, not a curated record.
AUGGAUUUGCCUAUUCACUUGCGCAGUGUACCGUUGUGUUCAUUUAGAACAGAUGAAUUUCUACAAGCGUUUCAUCGUUUUUCUGCUAGACGUGGGAAGCCAUCCAUAAUUUAUACUGAUAAUGGAACAAAUUUUGUUGGAGCAUGCAAUGCACUUGCUUCAAUCGAUUUCAAUGAAAUUGCAAAAAAAGGAGCUAAUGAACGUAUUAUUUGGAAGUUCAUUCCCCCAGGCGCUCCAUGGUGGGGUGGCUGGUGGGAACGCCUCAUAGGAAUGAUGAAAAGAAUAUUAAGAAAAGUUCUUGGGAGAGCCUGCCUUAGUUAUGAGGAAAUGUAUACCGUUUUAUGUAACUGUGAAGCUAUCCUAAAUGAUAGACCUUUAACAGUUGUAUCGGCUUAUUCAAGUCUCACUUCCAUAACACCUGGAAAUUUUUUACGAGAAAUACAAAACUAUUCAGUGCCAAUUGUGAAACAUGACUUCAAUUCUAGCUUUUAUAAACGAAGAUUGCGUUAUAUCCAAAAUGUUAAUCAGGUUUUCAAGAAAAGAUUUCGCCAGGAAUAUCUGGGAACUUUGAAAACAACAAGCAAAAAAUUCGCUAGAAGUUGUAAAUUAAAAGAAGGAGACAUUGUCUUAAUUGGAAGCGAUGACAAAAGGAGAUUAAAUUGGCCUCUUGGUAAAAUCAUACAAUUAUUUCCAGGUACCGACGGUGAAAGUCGACGAGCCAAAAUUAAAGUGCAAAAUGGAAAAGUCACAAGAGCUGUACAAAAUCUUUAUCCUUUGGAAUUAUCGACUGCAGAGGAACUUCCAUCGAAAUUCAGGGGAUUUGAACGAUGCGAAAAUAUUUCGGUAGAGCAAACUCCAAUUGAUGAUGUACCUGUAGAAACAAAUAGAAUAAUCCAUACCCAUUUAAAAUCGCCCACGAUAACCAAAUCAGGAAGGACAAUUAGAGUUCCUCAUCGAUUGGACUUGUGA